This is a messenger RNA of Anopheles aquasalis, 4331 nucleotides long. RefSeq names its product RNA-binding protein 25. Lineage: Eukaryota; Metazoa; Arthropoda; Insecta; Diptera; Culicidae. Gene Ontology annotation, molecular function: mRNA binding. Gene Ontology annotation, biological process: regulation of alternative mRNA splicing, via spliceosome. Gene Ontology annotation, cellular component: spliceosomal complex. The record is from RefSeq and is a predicted model, not a curated record.
GAAGAAGAGGCCGAAGAUUUUCAACUUCCAUCCAGCAGCUUUUCGCACCGCGUUGCUGAAAAUAUCAAAUUUCCGGUGAUAAAAGUGUGCGGGGGCGUAGUGGCAAGGCCGCGCAUAGUUGCAAAAGUUGGAAAUCGCUCGUCGUUGUUUGUUGCCCGUUUUUGCUGGCCCACCGCUUAUGCGUGGUCGCGCGGCAAUCGGCGUGUGUGUGUGCUGCUGGCGUUGAUAGCAAGAACGGCGGAGGGUGGAGGGUUUGGCAAAAAAAGUUUGCGUGCCACCGGGAGUGUUCCGCAUCCUGCCAACAUUCACCAGAAUCCCGGAAGGACUUCGCGGGCAGCUCUGAGUUCAUCAGCAAUUCAAACCCAUCAAUAGUCGGCCGUGGCGGAGCAGAGCAAAAGUUUGGGUUGUUUUUGGGGGGUUUGUUGCUAUGCACCGAAGAAUCGACCAGGAACUACUGAAGCCGCCGCCAUCAUCUAGUUGUCAUCGCUCCGUUGUCCUUCACCGCUAAACAGACCGAACCGUCUGGCGAAGAUUCAUCCCACGAAGGUUCAGCACAACAAUCCGUUUGCAGCUUAACGAGCUUGCUCGUGCAACAGCGACAACCAUGUCCUUCCACCCACGUCCUCCGGGGACGACCAUCGUUUCCGCCGGAAUGCAGUACAUAACUCCCCCGAUUGUCCAGCCCCUUAUGCCGGCCCUGAAUCAACCACCUCCAUCCAACAAUCGAGGCGGAAGCUUCCGGUCUGGCGCCACCAUCGGUUCCCGACCUCAAAUGUACAACAACAAACCGCCGCCACAGCCUGAACCGGUCUACGAUGGACCGAUCGUGACGGUGUUCGUCGGUAACAUCAGUGAAAAGGUGCCCGAUCCGAUGAUUAAACAGAUACUGGCUACGUGCGGAUCAGUUAUCAACUGGAAACGGGUAUCGACGUUUGGUUUCUGUGAGUACGAACCGGCCGGUGGUGCACGGGCGGUACGGUUGGUACACGAUUUGGAGGUUGGCGGGAAAAAGCUGGUGGCGAAGGUGGACGCGAAGAACAAAGCACUGAUCGACUCCUUCCGUGAGGAUGAGAACAAUGCGGAGAAAACGAACGAGGCAUCCGAAAAGCGCGGAGACGACGACGCGCUGGAAGCGAUCAAACAGAUACUGGAGGAUUUCCGUGAAGAACUGGCCGCGGCCGAGCAGCAACAGGAGGAGCAACAGGCCAAGCAGAAAAAGAUGCUCCAGACCGUCGACAUCGAAGACGGAAAGCGGGACAUCAUAAGCAAGGAGAUUGGCAAGUUUCGCAAGUACACGGAAGAGGAAGAGCUUAAGAAGGAAAAAGAGAAAGAGCGCAAGAAGCGCGAAGAGAAGCGUGCCGAGGAGAAGCAACGACGAUCAGCUUCCCCUAGAAAGGACAAAAAAGCAUCAUCCACAGCACCACCGCCUCCUUCUUCGUCGUCGUCAUCCACUACAUCGAGACGCCGCAGCCGGUCACGAUCGCGGGAUCGGGAACGCGACCGUGAGCGUGAGCGGGAACGCGAGCAACGCGAACGUGAUAAGGAACGCGAACGCGAGCGGGAGCGUGAGCAACGUGAACGGGAACGAGAACGGGAGCGGGAGCGCGAAAGAGAACGUGAUCUGGAGCGGCAGCGCGAACGGGAACGUGAGCGGGAUCGCGAAAGAGAACGAGAACGGGAACGAGAGGAAAGCAAGGUGAACCGUAAUCCGCGCGACAUCCAGAAGGAAAAGGAAAUGGAAGAGGAAGCACGAGAGCGUAAGAAGACGGAGAAGAAGGCUCGCGAAAAGGAAGCGGCCUAUCAGGAGCGGCUGCGUAACUGGGAGGCACGUGAGCGACGGAAGGCAAAGGAUUAUGAAAAGGACCGAGAAAAGGAUCGCUGCAGGGAGGAGGAGCGUGAACGGGAAGCUAAGCGAUUAAAGGAGUUCUUGGAGGAUUACGACGAUGAGCGGGACGAUCCGAAGUACUACAAGGGCCGUGAGCUACAACGACGGUUGUCGGAGCGAGUACGCGAAGCGGACGCCGAUUCGAAGGAUCGCAACAAAGAGCAGGAGGAGCUGGAUGAAUUGAAGAACAAAAUCUUCAGCGGCGAGUACGACAAUCCAACGCUUGAGUUCGAGAAAGCCAAAAAGGAGCGCGAAGAGCUGUACAAACCGAAGAUUCUGAUCGAUGUCAACCUGGAACAGUCGCAGCAGCGCGAACGCGAACUAGAGCGUGAGCGGAUGCGUGAGAUCGAACGGCAGCGUGCCAAGGAUCGUGAGCGGGCCAACAAGGAACGGUACGUUCUGGCCCAGGCUUCCCGCGAACUAGCCUCGGUCGACGCGGAGCCCAUCGAGUCGGAUUCGAGCGGUGUCCAGGAUAACUUCAACUCGCCGAUGGGUAGCGCUGCGCACAGUACGGCCACCGCCUCCAAUGGUCCUGGUUCCGGGACGGAUGGGCUGGGCAACAGCAAUCACCAUCAUGGUCACCACCACCAUCAUCAUCACCAUCACCAUCCGCACUCGCAUCACCACCAUCAACAGGAUGGCCAUCCACAGCGGACGGCGGAGCAGCGAGUAGCUUCAGCUGGUCAGCAUCCUCCACAUGCGGGAUCUGAGACGCGCGACUCGUUCGGCAUGAUGAGUGGAGCUGGAGGUGGAGGCGGUGGUGGUCUACUGGACGAUGAAAACUCGCGGCAUUCGAUACGCUCGAACUCCCAGCAUGGCGUCCCGGAAAGCCCCGACGCGAACAGCAACAGCGGACUUAAUUCGCUGUCGGAUAAAUCGUCGCACCUUCCGCACCAUUCGCAACUCCACCACCACCAUCAUCAGCCGCCGCCGCAGCAGCAGUCGACGGUUGGACCGACGAUAAGCCUCAAUCUCAACGUCAACGCCAAGAAGAAAAAGCUCGAAGUGAAGGAUGUCUUUAACAGCCUGGACGAUGACACGGAGGAAUCGAAUGGGCCCAAAAAACGCAAACUUGUUCCACUAGAGUACGAAGAUGGCAGAGGAUUGGGUGACACACCUACCGGUACAGCCAACAGUACCCCGGCGACUGGCUCGGGAACGGGAGGAUCGAAGUCAUCGAAGGGCAAAAAAGGCAACGACGAGCCACCGAGCCGUGAAUCAAUCAAGUUUCACGAAGAGAAACGUAAAAACAUCAAGAGUAUUAUCGACAAGAUACCGACCGAGAAACAGGAUUUGUUCAGCUAUCCUCUUGAUUGGACCGAAAUCGAUGAUACGAUCGAGAAGAAGAUACGGCCCUGGAUCAACAAGAAAAUCAUCGAGUACAUUGGCGAACCGGAACCGACGCUGGUGGAUUUCAUCUGCUCGAAAGUGCUGGCUGGUAGCACCCCACAAGGCAUCCUGGACGAUGUGCAGAUGGUGCUAGACGAGGAAGCGGAAGUGUUUGUGGUCAAAAUGUGGCGGCUGCUGAUCUACGAGGUGGAGGCCAAAAAGUUUGGAUUAGCGAAGUAAGUUUAGCAGUCUCGUGCCGAGGAAACCUAGUGUGUGUGUGUGGUCCCAUGACGAGGGAGAACGAGAGAGAGAGAGCAUAGUGUUAAUUUGGAAAUUGCUAGAAAGAUAACAGCUGAACGAAUGUGGUACAGAGGAGAGUCGAUUGAAACAUACUAGUAACGGUAAUGGUACGCUUUUGAAUAAGGUUCCUUGUUGAACUUCAUUUCGUCGUCUUUUGCGUGGUGUGUUGAGAAAUUCCAAACCAACAUGGGGCCAUUUCAGGGAUCAUUAUUGAGUGGUAGCUGUGGGGUCGCGCCGUUUAACUCAUUUUUGUUUUUAACUUGCCAUGAGUUUUGUUUGAUUACGAUUUUAUACAGAUCAGGAACGUUUGUUGCCCAUUACCGAAACAAACCAAACUCGAACAUCGCAUCGUCCAAGAUGCGCCAUAAGCUUAUAUCCUUGCAUCCGACUAUCCGUCUUCGUGAACACGAGUAAAACGAGUAAAAAACCAAUUAAAAAUCAUUCUACUCUUUAAAGCAGGAUAAAUUGAAUAAUAAUGUUCAAUAUUGAUUUAUGUUGUUUUGUCCAUUCUUUCUAUUAUUGAAAAACAAUCCCUCGUCGGCUAUACCAGACUGUUACAUCUGGAAUUUCGAUGUAAAGCGCGCCGUUCGCAAGCAAACCUCUACUCAGUAAAACGUAAAAGUUUGAAUUUAAAUUGAAUAGUACAUGCGAUGAGAUUAUGCGCAAUUGAAAUUUUCAAAUUAUGAACGAGUAACAUCCUUAACAAGCAAAAUCAACGAUAGAUGAAGACCACGAACACAAGUCGAUUAUCGAUGAAUGAAGUGGGCAGACCGCUAGGUGAGCAUGGAAGUGAAUAAAAGGAAAAUUACCAAAACCA